CCCAUAUUUGGCAAUGUUCCCUCGGGCAGUCAGCUGGACACAACUUGCUGGUCGGACGGAUACCACCGUACUCUGAGUGCUCCUUGCACAACAGACCAAUUUGAAAGAAAAAAUAUUUCGAUUAUUUUGCACAUUCGGUAACCCACCGCCAUGUCCCAGGCCAAAAUACAAGCUAAACUCAACGAUGUAACAGGCGGCAAGUUUAAGAGGACAAUGUCCAUGGCAGACCGGGCGGGACAACUUUUGUCGAAUUUGGAUCAACUGGAGAUAAGGGUGGAGGCACUUCGCGAAACGGCCUCGGCCAUAGAACAGGAAAGGGAAUGCAUCCUGGAGAUGAUUCAAUCCUUACAGAACAGUCAAGAAAUGCAUAACAUCAGCGCCGGAGAGAAAGAAGAGUUGACUUUGACAGCAGAGCGACUAAUGGGCCGCACCUUGUCGGUGGAGAUCAACGUGGGCACCAUCAGGAACAGCCAGCAAGAGGAGGCCUUGCACAAGGCCACGUCCAUUAUUGACGAAAUUGUUCAGAAGCUGCUGGUCGACAUGACCGAAUCUAGGCAGCGACUCCUUGCCCUGCACUCGGCCUGCGUGACGGAGGCGCCGGAGGUGCCCAUUGACCAGAAGUUUCAAGCUAUUGUGAUCAGCUGCGCUCUGGAGGACCAGAAGAAAAUUAAGAGAAGGCUGGAGAUGCUGCUGAGGAACGUUGGAAAUGCUGAGAAGAAUAUAAAGAUCAUGGAUCAUCAGAAAUUAGAGGAGCCAAAAGCUAAUGGCAGUCAAUAAGGAAUUGUCACCAAAACCUAAAAUGUCCUUCACUGUCUUAACCAAACUCUGAUAAUGGAUACCUGCAUAUGUUGUGUACCCGCGGGCCAAAACCACCACCACACCAGCAUGAAAUGUUUGUUUUUCAAAUAAAUUUCAGAUCUCUAUUGAUGUUUGCAAAAAUAUACACAUUUAAAAAGGGGUCUGAAGAGUACAAAGGUGUGGGAAAAAGCCAUUGUACACUAGUAAAACGAGACUGAAUUUGUACAGUGGCGGGCCAUGCAUUUCAACCUUCGGCGUUCAGUGACGUCACAUACAUUAACACUAUAUAGGGUCGUCAGGCAGCACUUGAUUUCAGGAGCAUUUAAAACCAUCAAUUAUGCAUUCACAAUUAAGAGCAGGAAACUAAAUGUACAGAUAUUGUCAAAAAUAAAAAUAUUUUAAAAAUACUAAAUAAAAUGCCACCCAAAUUACGCUGUGUGAUCAUAAACAAGUCUGUACAAUAAAUUGUGCAAUGUCGUUUCAUAUAAGACACCAACCACACAAUAACAAAACAAAUUAUUCUUUGAAAACAAAAUUAACAGAUCAUUUGCAGUUUGAGAAUAGGCUAUACAACAGCAAAUAACUGAAAAUGUUGAGCAGCUGAGAUUGAAAUAAUUUUAGUGCACGAAGUCCACAAUGCGCCACUAUAAAUUGCAGGUGAGCUGAUUUAUUUGAUACAUUUUUGUAUCUUUGUCAUUUUAUUUCGUGACCAUUAAUACUAACGAAAUAAAAUAACAAGAAAGAAGUAAAAUAAAAUUCAUUUACUCACCAAUGUAGUGCCGGUUCACUGAGCUGAAGAUCUACGCGAGUGUCCCCAGACGUUUUUAAACGCACCAUAGCUUGUAAGUGCCUUGCCGUGGUCUGAUGUUUCCUUGCUGCCUUGGUAAAACAACUUAUAUUGGUAAAUCCAGUGGAAGGUCCGUCUUGAAAAUAGUUUGGAAAGUCGUCCUGCAACCAGAUCAGCGUCUUCUUCUUCGGCCAUUUUGGGUCCAAAUGCAGCAACAGCUCCCUCUAGCAGGCGCUAAUCCAAUCACCGAACGCGCACGUCCAGUGUCGACGUAAGCCCUUCUAGCUGGCCCUGGUACGCAGACUCGUGAUCUGAUUGGCUAUUGCAAGCUGACUGUGCAACGUUCAUUUACAGCGCACAGGGGCCUGCUGUUUAAUUUUAAAGCCCCGAGCAAGUUUGUUUAGUUUACCUAGCAACACAAGCUAUCUGAAAUAUGAUUGGUCAAAAACUCUACCAUAAUAAAUAAGUUAUUUAUCGAGUGGCUUUCAACAUUGAAAGCCACUCGACUAAGUGGAAAUCAUAUGACGUAAAGAAUACAGAGAAUAAUUUUGUUGACAUAUAUAUGAAAAUAAAAUCAAUUAAAUUUAUGUUAUUCUCAGAAGUAAAUUUAAUAAAUUUACUUUUCUGAGAAUAAAAAUAAAAUAAACAAUGUUUACCCCAGCAGAGAAGGCCUUGCUGGCCCUGACGAAACACCACUGAAUUUGUAACAUCAGGAUGAAGAGAUUCGUAUGAGACAUCAACAUUCGUAUGAGAGAUGACCUAUCAUGCAUAAUUACGUUUUGAUGACCGACAUUAAAACAAAAGCGAGCCUGUGAACAAAGUAAAGUUUCAUUUAUGUCACUUAACCCUACUACACCAUGAUAGCUGGAUCACAGCAAUCUGGCACAUUUCAGGUUACAUUUGUUCGAACAAAAAAUGCAACAAUGAUCAAUUUCUGUCAAAGAGAUAAACCAAACAUGUUUUUUUAUGUGAAAAUGUAAAAAAAAAAAAAAAAAGAAAGCAAACAGAAAUUCAUACAACACCUGAGUGACAGCACAUAAGUGAUUAAUUUUAAUUCCCGGUUCGUAGUUAGUCAAAUUUUGUCAUUUUCAUAAUAAAGUGCAUGACGUCCAUUCCAUUAAAAA
This is a messenger RNA of Hippocampus zosterae (dwarf seahorse), 2709 nucleotides long. It is a transcript of the gene bag2, whose product is annotated as BCL2 associated athanogene 2. The record is from RefSeq and is a predicted model, not a curated record. The transcript is spliced from 3 exons. Gene Ontology annotation, molecular function: adenyl-nucleotide exchange factor activity; protein-folding chaperone binding. Bases 151 to 777 code for a protein of 208 amino acids. Gene Ontology annotation, biological process: protein stabilization. NCBI's taxonomy places the organism in Eukaryota, Metazoa, Chordata, Actinopteri, Syngnathiformes, Syngnathidae.